AUGGGACCAGCGAAACGCUUGAAGGAAGCUCUCGAUGGAAAAGAUGCCCGAUUGAGACCUUCGUCGCUCACUUCCGCGCGCUGCAUUUCUCCGACCCGACCUGGUGGUGUUUCCGUAGACGAACGUACGCAGCGAAAGCUCGAGCUAAUCAGAGCUGUAUGCCGAUAUCUCGGUUCAGAACUGCGUCUCGACCUGCCUGGCAAUUUCUAUCGUGAAUGGUCGGGCAAGCCUAGCCAGUCUCUCAUCUACCUCUACGUCAGCUAUAAGGAUCGAAUUCAACCGCCUGACGAAUUCGUUGAAGAUGCAGCCCCUGGCAGGCCAUAUCGCGGAUUCGGGCCUUCAGAAACAGCUGCUCAUGCCGCGGAGCAGUACUGGAGAGCUAGGAAGUUCGAUACUCUCCUUUAUCGCACAGUUGCUAGUCGAUCUGCAAAAAUUUCCUACCGUCUUCUCCGAUACGAGGACUCUGCGAUCGUCUUUGUUGUCGCUCACGAGGCCCUACAUGUCCACCUGCGCAAGUCGGGUAUCAAAAUCCCGUACGACUACGAAGAGGCUCUAGCCGACUGGGUUGGGUUGCAAGUUGUGUUGGGCUUUUCCAAAUGCAGAAACGAGCUCCGUGAGGCUGUCACUCUCGACGCCGAUGAGGCUGUGAGAUUCGUCGACCGUAUGGAAAAGUUUCACUCGCUGAUAUGCGAAGUUCUACAGGGAGAAGCUGCCUCAUUAGCCAGGAUCCAAGAUGCCUGGGACCGAGCCAUCGCUGCGGAACACACAAUCUCGGCCAAGGUGUAUCGUUUCGGUUUCUCUGUCUUCAACAAAGCGUUUUUGCUCCGGUACAGUGCUUACUGCGCGAAGUACUUCCAUUUGAAAUCAGUUUUGUGUGAAUCUGGUGGUGAAUUUAAUCCCGCUUUUGGGAAUCUGCACCGUUGGCUAGAGAAGAUUGCAGACAACAUAGAAUCGCUGGGCUAG
Molecule: messenger RNA, 963 nt
Organism: Perkinsus marinus ATCC 50983
Lineage: Eukaryota; Perkinsozoa; Perkinsida; Perkinsidae
Exons: 10
Coding region: 1-963 (320 amino acids)
Source: RefSeq, a predicted model, not a curated record